Messenger RNA from Anopheles coustani, 1647 nucleotides. RefSeq lists its product as uncharacterized. The transcript is spliced from 4 exons. The record is from RefSeq and is a predicted model, not a curated record. The coding region runs from base 1 to 1635 and encodes 544 amino acids. NCBI's taxonomy places the organism in Eukaryota, Metazoa, Arthropoda, Insecta, Diptera, Culicidae.
AUGGAGCAGCUGGAGCGAGAGAUCCGGAAGGAGAUCGACGAGAUGAACACGAGCGUCUCGCUGGUGGACCGGCUCGAGGCGAGCGACACGAUGGACGAGGAGCGGCGCGACGAGCUGCUGUCCUCGACGCGCGCCGUCUUCGAGAGCGUCAAUCCGAACAACGUCAAGAACAGCCUGACCGAUUCGCAGAUUUCCAUCAUCUCCAAGCACGACGGCUACCCGGACUCGUCCGGACACUUCUACAGCAUGCCGACCGGGAAGGAGGAUGGUGCGGGUGGUGGUGGGGGUGGUGGCCAUCUGGACCACGGUGGUACCGGACGGCCGUCCGGUCCGGAUGCACCGGCCACCGGGCCGACCAGCAAGGAGCGAAAGCAGACGAAAUCCAAAGCAAAACACCAAAAGGUCGUCGGAGGAGGAGGCGAGAAGGAACAGCCGGCUGCGCCAGCCCCUGGACCGGAGGCGAUGGGCAAGGGUCAGCCGCUGGGCAGUGCCUCGUUGGCCAACCUACUGUUCGCACCCGGUGCCGGCCCCGGCUGCACCAAGCGUAAGAAGCUCCCAUCGACGGUGGUGCUCGGGCUGAUCCAGCUGCUGCUGAGCGUAACGCUGGCCGCCCUCGGCGGACUGGUCAUCGCGAGGAACGCUUCGCUGGCCAUGGCCGGCACCGGGCUGUGGUGCGGCGCCAUCGCCGGGAUCGCCGGUUCGCUCGGACUGAUGAACGUCAAGAUGGCCAAGACCGGCUUCCUGGCGGUCAACCUGAUCUGCGUCGCCUCUAGCACGCUCGGGCUAGCGUUGACCGGCAUCGGUGCCGUCCGCGACGCGAACUUGGCCCAGCAAGACGAGUUAAUCUGGGGUGCCGUCACUGCCGGCACUGGACUGCUGGUCGCGCUGGCCGUACACUUCCUCAUCAGCGUCUUCUCCGUCUACUACUCGGCCCUCAAACUAUGUUCCAGACCAUCACAAAAGCUACAAAUGAUUGACAAUGUGAUGCACACAAACUCGCAAGCGUUCAUGACCCAGCAGAAGGUGGAAGAUUAUAUAAACUCGCUGCACGUCGAGCCGGGCGUUAAGGAUAUGAUGUAUCAGACAAUGCUGAAACGAAGCUUCGGUUCUAUGUACGGUGAAAAACAUCGAGUUGGCGAUAACUAUAGCACGGGGACGUCCCAACGGGUCAUGUUGGUGCCGGCAGGUGCCGGAAACGGGCUCCCUCCAAUGAUGCCGAUGUAUCCACCGGUUCAAUCUUCGCCACCCGGCAAUUCGUCUAUGAUCUAUCCACCGAACCUGAUGCCACCGGGCGUGCCGCAGUACCAACCGUACCCGGAGAGCGCCCUGAUGGAGGCACAAAUCUCGCGUACGAAUCGCAAACGGUCGACGAUGCGCAUGAACAACGAACGAAACGGUGCCGACAUCGAGCGGCCCAGGCGGAAAUCGGAUUCCGAUCUGGAGAAAACGUUUACCUACACUGGCCUAGAUCGAGACAUUGCCGACAGCUAUCUGGCGAAGGAGGAGGAGAAAUUGUCGAGCAGCAUCGUUAGCAACAGUGGGCAUCAUCCAUCGCUUCCGCACACGUACCAUCAUGAUUUGAUGCUGAUUGAUCAUCGUACAAAUUUCGAACGUUACAAUGAUAUUCAUAUGUAAGCUUGCGCGGGA